AGCGAGCGCACGGCAGUGCCAACCAUGGUCAGCGCUUUGAGAGAACACUGUGGAAUCAACCGGGAGGGACAACAUCAAAACAUGGAAUGCGACCCAGCAAUAUUGUAUCUUUCCUGUCUGCCUGAAGUUAUUUUUCUCCUCGAGCACUGAAGAAGAGGAGGAGGGUUGUCGUUUACGAAUUGGAUUCCAGAGCACCCUCUCUCAUCCUCUCUUCCUCUAUCUCUCUCUCUUUCUCUCUGUCUUUCUUCGGGUCUCCCUAUCUUCGCAUUGAAAAGUCACAGAGUGGAAAGGAUAUUUUGGUUUAUUGGAAUUAUAGUUGUUCUGAAAAUAAUUUUCUGGGAACAUCGUAUUGGAUGAGAACCUGUGAGCAUCAUGAGUACCAGUGCCUAUCAGCAGGCCUCUUUGGGCGGUGAGCGGAGCACUGGACCAAUCCGGUGCCAGCGUUGUCGGGAGGCGUGUAAGGGAGAGGUGGUGCGCGUUCAGGACACACACUUCCAUGUCAAGUGUUUCACCUGCACAGUGUGUGGGUGUGACCUGGCUAGAUCUGGGUUCUAUCAGAAGAGUGGUGAGUACAUCUGUACGUCAGACUACCAGCGUCUGUAUGGGACGCGCUGUGACCGCUGUGACGGAUUCAUCACCGGGGAGGUGGUCUCUGCUCUGGGGAGGACCUACCACCCUACCUGCUUCGUCUGCAGUGUCUGCAGGAAGCCGUUCCCUAUCGGAGACAGAGUGACGUUCAGUGGGAAGGAUUGUGUGUGUCAGCAGUGUUCUCACACACUUGUCACCUCCAACGAACCAAUCAAGAUCCAUGGACCCAGCCACUGUUCCGGGUGUGGAGAGGAUAUAAAACAGGGACAGUCUCUGCUGGCGUUGGAGAAACAGUGGCAUGUCAGCUGCUUCAAGUGUCAAACCUGCAACAUGGUCCUCACUGGGGAAUACAUCAGCAAGGACAAUGUGCCGUACUGUGAGUCUGAUUACCACGCCCAGUUUGGGAUUAAGUGUGAGACGUGCAGCAGAUACAUCAGUGGACGGGUACUGGAGGCAGGGGGGAAACACUAUCACCCUACCUGUGCACGCUGUGCCCGCUGUCACAUGAUGUUCACAGAGGGAGAAGAAAUGUACCUGCAUGGUGGUGAGGUGUGGCACCCUUUGUGUAAGCAAGCAUCCAGAGCAGAGAGGAGAAUCAGGCACAGACGUCUGUCAGAGACCUCCAUCUCCCCACCGGGCUCGUCAAUUGGCUCUCCCAGUCGUGUCAUCUGUUCACUUGGGACUCUCUGUUCUCAGAAGCUGUAUGACAGUGUAGACUUGAGACAGAGACAGUGUUCCAGCCCCGACUACAUGGACUCUCCCUUCUUCAGCCGUCAAGCCAUGUCUCCCAUCACGCCUUGCUCACCGCAGCACUAUGGACACCCCGUGCUGGCUGCAGGCUCUGAGAGUGGCAGGAGCUCGCCCUAUUACGGCUCGCUGGAGGGACGGCCUAGUUCUUCUACCACAUACCACGCCCCCAAGCAUUUCCAUGUACCAGCCUCAGGCGAACCCAACAUCUACCACAAACCUCCCAUCUAUAAGAGAACGGCCACCAAAAGCAGGACCAGCGAAGAUCUAAUCACAUCCUCCAGACUGUCUACCUACUCUCCAGAACCCUACACACAGUCAGAGUCUGACUCCUACCCCUAUCCCAGAUCCCCUAAAGUUCUCUGUACUCCUAGAAGAAGGUACUCUACAGGAGGAGAUGAAGAGAGCUGGAGUCACAGCAGUCUUCAAAGAAUUCAGAGUGGUAUAGGGAGGAUGAUCCUAAAGGAGGAGAUGAAAGCUAGAUCUGGUUGCUAUGACAACGACCCUUGGGGUAGCACUCGGAACUCCCGCAGCGGCAGCAAGGAGACUCUCACCACUGCCAGCUACAACAGUACUGUUAAUGGCUCUCCUCGAUCCAAUUACAGCCUAGACAAUGAUUCGUACAAAUCAGCCUCUCUACCAGGAUACAGGCGGAACAGUGUCAACAGGCCCCAGAGUGCAGCCGCAGACUACUACCAACAGUAUGACAGCAGCAGUGAAGUCAACUGGGGAACCAGAGAAUACAAGGUUUACCCGUAUGAAGCGCUGAUCGUGACCACCAGGGGGCGACACAGAGUGCCUAAAGAUGUGGACAGAGCCAGACUAGAGCGUCAUCUGAGUCCCGAGGAGUUCCUACAGGUGUUUGGGAUGACCGUGGCAGAGUUUGACCGGCUGGCUCUCUGGAAGAGGAAUGAAAUGAAGAAACAGGCCCGACUCUUCUAACCAUGGAGAGAGAGAGACAAUUAGAGGAAAUUGAGAAGGAGAAACUGUUCUAAUUAAAGAAAGAUAGACUGUUAAUGACAAUAGAGAUAGAGACAGACUGUUAAUGACAACAGAGAUAGAUAGAGAGAGACAGACUGUUAAUGACAACAGAGAUAGAUAGAGAGAGACAGACUGUUAAUGACAACAGAGAUAGAUAGAGAGAGACAGACUGUUAAUGACAACAGAGAUAGAUAGAGAGAGACAGACUGUUAAUGAAAACAGAGAUAGAUAGAGAGAGACAGACUGUUAAUGAAAACAGAGAUAGAUAGAGAGAGACAGACUGUUAAUGACAACAGAGAUAGAUAGAGAGAGACAGACUGUUAAUGACAACAGAGAUAGAUAGAGAGAGACAGACUGUUAAUGACAACAGAGAUAGAUAGAGAGAGACAGACUGUUAAUGAAAACAGAGAUAGAUAGAGAGAGACAGACUGUUAAUGACAACAGAGAUAGAUAGAGAGAGAGACAGACUGUUAAUGACAACAGAGAUAGAUAGAGAGAGAGAGACAGACUGUUAAUGACAACAGAGAUAGAUAGAGAGAGACAGACUGUUAAUGACAACAGAGAUAGAUAGAGAGAGACAGAAUGUUAAUGACAACAGAGAUAGAUAGAGAGAGACAGACUGUUAAUGAAAACAGAGAUAGAUAGAGAGAGACAGACUGUUAAUGACAACAGAGAUAGAUAGAGAGAGACAGACUAUUAAUGACAACAGAGAUAGAUAGAGAGAGACAGACUGUUAAUGAAAACAGAGAUAGAUAGAGAGAGACAGACUGUUAAUGACAACAGAGAUAGAUAGAGAGAGACAGACUGUUAAUGAAAACAGAGAUAGAUAGAGAGAGACAGACUGUUAAUGAAAACAGAGAUAGAUAGAGAGAGACAGACUGUUAAUGAAAACAGAGAUAGAUAGAGAGAGACAGACUGUUAAUGACAACAGAGAUAGAUAGAGAGAGACAGACUGUUAAUGACAACAGAGAUAGAUAGAGAGAGACAGACUGUUAAUGAAAACAGAGAUAGAUAGAGAGAGACAGACUGUUAAUGACAACAGAGAUAGAUAGAGAGAGAGACAGACUGUUAAUGACAACAGAGAUAGAUAGAGAGAGAGACAGACUGUUAAUGACAACAGAGAUAGAUAGAGAGAGACAGACUGUUAAUGACAGCAGAGAUAGAUAGAGAGAGACAGACUGUUAAUGAAAACAGAGAUAGAUAGAGAGAGACAGACUGUUAAUGAAAACAGAGAUAGAUAGAGAGAGACAGACUGUUAAUGACAACAGAGAUAGAUAGAGAGAGACAGACUAUUAAUGAAAACAGAGAUAGAUAGAGAGAGACAGACUGUUAAUGACAACAGAGAUAGAUAGAGAGAGACAGACUGUUAAUGACAACAGAGAUAGAUAGAGAGAGACAGACUGUUAAUGACAACAGAGAUAGAUAGAGAGAGACAGACUGUUAAUGACAACAGAGAUAGAUAGAGAGAGACAGACUGUUAAUGACAACAGAGAUAGAUAGAGAGAGACAGACUGUUAAUGACAACAGAGAUAGAUAGAGAGAGAGACAGACUGUUAAUGACAACAGAGAUAGAUAGAGAGAGACAGAUAGAUAGAGAGAGACAGACUGUUAAUGACAACAGAGAUAGAUAGAGAGAGACAGACUGUUAAUGACAACAGAGAUAGAUAGAGAGAGACAGACUAUUAAUGAAAACAGAGAUAGAUAGAGAGAGACAGACUAUUAAUGAAAACAGAGAUAGAUAGAGAGAGACAGACUGUUAAUGACAACAGAGAUAGAUAGAGAGAGACAGACUGUUAAUGAAAACAGAGAUAGAUAGAGAGAGACAGACUGUUAAUGACAACAGAGAUAGAUAGAGAGAGACAGACUAUUAAUGACAACAGAGAUAGAUAGAGAGAGACAGACUGUUAAUGAAAACAGAGAUAGAUAGAGAGAGACAGACUGUUAAUGAAAACAGAGAUAGAUAGAGAGAGACAGACUGUUAAUGAAAACAGAGAUAGAUAGAGAGAGACAGACUGUUAAUGACAACAGAGAUAGAUAGAGAGAGACAGACUGUUAAUGACAACAGAGAUAGAUAGAGAGACAGACUGUUAAU
This is a messenger RNA of Oncorhynchus keta (chum salmon), 4408 nucleotides long. RefSeq names its product actin-binding LIM protein 3-like. The transcript is spliced from 22 exons. Lineage: Eukaryota; Metazoa; Chordata; Actinopteri; Salmoniformes; Salmonidae. Gene Ontology annotation, molecular function: actin filament binding. Gene Ontology annotation, cellular component: actin cytoskeleton; stress fiber. Gene Ontology annotation, biological process: lamellipodium assembly; cilium assembly; cytoskeleton organization. Bases 373 to 2277 code for a protein of 634 amino acids. The record is from RefSeq and is a predicted model, not a curated record.